CGCGCUUGGCUUUGAAAAUGGCAAGCAGCGCAAACACACCGGCUGUAGACGGCGACUUAGUUCAGAAAGAACAAGACAGUUAUGAUAAAAAGUGUAUUUUCUGUAAGAUUGUGAACAGGGAGGUGGACACGGAGCUUCUGCACAGCGAUGAAGACACGUCGUGUUUCAGAGAUAUAAGACCGGGAGCUCCUCAUCACUAUCUUGUUGUACCAACAAAACACGUAGGGAAUUGCAAAUCACUUCGGAAAGAACACAUUCCACUAGUGGAGAAAUUGGUGGAAACUGGAAAAGCAAUUCUUCAAAAAAACAACGUCAGUGAUUUAAAUGAUGUCAGGUUUGGGUUUCACUGGCCUCCAUUUCAUUCUGUUGCACAUCUGCACCUUCACGUGUUGGCACCUGCCAGUCAGAUGGGCUUCAUCUCUUGCUUUAUCUACCGCCUCAACUCCUACUGGUUCAUCACAGCUGACCAGUUGCUCCAAAGACUGAACUCAAUGGACUAAAAGAAGGAAGGAAAUAUCAUGUUGCUGUUGUACUGAGAAAUGACAUGGACAGACUCCCUGCUUAAGGAAAAGAGGUGAAGCUAAAGUGCCUCCAGGUUAUGAUUAUGUUAAACAUUAUUUUUGCAUGUCACUUUGUCUGCUUCUGCCAGACAAACUGGGCAAAUCUUGUUUUAACAGUUAUUUGACUGUUGAGUUAAUGUUUUUUUUAACUCGUGAAUGCUUGGGAAUAAUUCAGUAUUUACAUCACAGUCCGUAAAAAUGUAUCAAUAUUGCAGUAAUAUUCCUGUCUGUCUGAAUAACUUCAUAAAACUUUCCUUCUAUUGAUAACCGAAAUGCACACAUCUAUGUGCCGCUAAAUAUUUGUAUAGCAUGCCAUACCCUUACAUAUAGUAGCAUGUAAUGAUUUAAUAAAGAAUUUUAAGGUGUAGUACAUUCUAGUAUAUUCAGAUUUGGCUAAUUGCAAAUUAACAUUCACUACCAUUUAGUAAAUAUAUAAAGAAAUCACAUAAAAGAGAAUAAAGGUAAUAAACAUUAAGUUGUCUUGAGAUCAUAGUUGGCCUCAACUGUGUCCCAUAUUCGAUUUUAAGAUCUGCACUGUUGAAGGAUCAUUGUAUUUUUUUUAUCUUAAUUAUGAAAGA
Molecule: messenger RNA, 1138 nt
Organism: Clarias gariepinus (North African catfish)
Lineage: Eukaryota; Metazoa; Chordata; Actinopteri; Siluriformes; Clariidae
Gene: hint3
Product: histidine triad nucleotide binding protein 3
Exons: 5
Coding region: 18-500 (160 amino acids)
Molecular function (GO): catalytic activity
Source: RefSeq, a predicted model, not a curated record